Messenger RNA from Rana temporaria (common frog), 1680 nucleotides. Its product is annotated as gastrula zinc finger protein XlCGF71.1-like. Gene Ontology annotation, molecular function: DNA-binding transcription factor activity; RNA polymerase II cis-regulatory region sequence-specific DNA binding. The transcript is spliced from 3 exons. Lineage: Eukaryota; Metazoa; Chordata; Amphibia; Anura; Ranidae. The record is from RefSeq and is a predicted model, not a curated record. Gene Ontology annotation, biological process: regulation of transcription by RNA polymerase II. Bases 609 to 1400 code for a protein of 263 amino acids.
GUAACACAGAAGAUCCGAAGCUGUGCUAGAGGUGUGCAGGACUGUCCACAACUAUACAAGACUGUAUAAUCUGUGCAGGGGAUGCACAAAGCUGUUUAACCCCUCCGAAGGUAUGCAGGGCUGUUUGAACAGUUUAACACAGGUCUCAGCUGUCGGCGUUGCAUGGAUCUAUCCACUGUCUUCCAUGGCUACUCUAGGUCUAUUCAGCGGUGUGCUCAGUCUUUGAUGUCUCGUUUUACCUCAGCAUUCAUGGGUAUAUCUGACAUGCAGGAGAGGCUCGGUCAGGUCAGUGCUCAGCGUGUCUCCUCUACUCCUCCAUUGCUAAGCCACACCCCCCGACGGACAUGGUAAUAUACAAUGGUAAUAGGUCAAGGGGCAGGACACCAGGUGCUGGAAUAGAGCGUGAGGAAAAAAAAUGGGAAUAAUGUGUGAAGCCAAUCAGAGGCCACCACAUUUUAAUCAAUGGGAAUGAAAUAAAAAGGAGGCGAGAGAGAGAGCUCAGUUCAUUACAAGAACUGCCGGUCAAGAGCACAAGGAGCUUUUAGGAGGAUUCCAAUACUACAUUAUACCAGAAGACUUGAAGCGGAGAAGGUCUUCAUCAGCACACAAUGAGUCUGGGAAAUGACAAGCCAUAUCUGUGCUCUCACUGCAAGAAAACUUUCCUUUGUAAGGCACAUCUUACAAUUCACCAGCGGGUUCAUACUGGAGAGAAACCGUUUUCAUGUUCUGAAUGUGAAAAAUGCUUUAGUGUUAUAUCACAUCUCAAUAAUCAUAAGAGGAUUCACACAGGAGAGAAGCCUUUCAGAUGUUCAGAAUGUGACAAAUGCUUCACAGAAAAGGGUCAUCUAAUUAACCACCAAAGGAUUCACACAGGAGUGAAGCCAUUUCAGUGUUCAGAAUGUGAUAAAUGCUUCUCACAGAAGGCACAUCUUACGCAACACCAGAUAACUCAUACAGGAGAGAAACCAUUUAGAUGUACAGAAUGUGACAAGUACUUUUCAAUGAAGAAACUUCUUGAGCGACACCAGAAAAGCCACACAGGAGAGAAGCAGUUUAAAUGCUCAGAAUGCAACACGUGUUUCAUGCGGAAGGCACAGUUUAUCCUGCACCAGAUGACUCACACAGGAGAGAAACCUUUCGAAUGUUCAGAAUGUGAAAAAUGCUUCAUAGAAAAGAGAAGUCUUACUCAACACCAAAGGAUUCACACAGGAGAGAAGCCAUAUGCAUGCCUGGAAUGUGGCAAGUGCUUCUCUUAUAAAAUAAGUUUUGUUCAACAUCAGAAAACUCACACAGGAGAGAAGCCAUAUUAUAGAUGUUCAGAAUGUGACAAAUGCUUCUCACUAAAGACAAAUCUUACCCGACACCAGAGGAUUCACAUUGAAGAGAAGCAGUUUAUAUGAAGUGGAAUGUAUUAGGUAGAAUUUAACGUGGCAUAAGUUUCCCUUACUUCAACUGACUUGUUUGGGCCUUCUCUGCCUGCUUCUGACAGCGUAUCUGAGUCAAAGUUCUCCUGCCCCCCCCCCCCCCUUACCUUUUCUCUGAUAAAGGAUAUUUUCCCCAGUGGGGCUUUGGACAGCAAUAUAAAUGUGAUCAAAAAAUUGUUUGUCGAAUAAAACAUAUUUAUUUGAGGGUUGUCAAAUGUCACAGUUAAAUUACAAUGAAUAAAACAUGUAAAACGGU